Salmo salar (Atlantic salmon) is the source of this 4503-nucleotide messenger RNA. Its product is annotated as transmembrane protein 65. Lineage: Eukaryota; Metazoa; Chordata; Actinopteri; Salmoniformes; Salmonidae. Gene Ontology annotation, biological process: cardiac ventricle development; regulation of cardiac conduction. The record is from RefSeq and is a predicted model, not a curated record. Gene Ontology annotation, cellular component: mitochondrion.
CUAGUUGUUGGAUAUUUGAUUGCCCAUUUAGCCGAAUGUAUGUACAUUGGAACAUUUUAUUUUUGUAAUGACUGAUUAAUUUAAAUGUGAUACGUUUUGUGUUGCAUUUUGGGAAAUGUGGUUUACUACUACUCGAGGCGGAGCUCAGUCAUGAUGAAACUUGGACCAACAUAUCUCUGGAGACGUGGUAGCAAGAAUAAUUAAUCUAGCUAGAUGAAUAUAUCUAUGAUAUGUGAAAAUGUCAGCUCAAUGUAGUAAAUGAUGAUAGAGGAAGAACACGAGAAGAGAAACAACUUAUUGGGUCGCAAGUGGAAGUAAUCGAGGAAGGCUUUCAGUCGACGACUUGGCUCAUAACAUUGAGAUCAGUUUUUGAGGCCAUAUCAAGACUUUCUGAGGAAUUGCACGGACGUUUGCAGUGAAAUUGCUUAUUUCUCAAGCCAAAAAGAGGGGAAACGCAAACGCCACAAUAUUAUUUUCUUACGGGUCGUCGUCAACUUGUAUUAGCAGGCAUGCCAGAGUGGUGACAUGCGGUUUUGUGCGAUUAGCUUAAAUUGGCUAGCUAGCUAUUGUUUUCCAUUCGCGAACUGCUCUGUCUUGCCAGGCACAUUUAGUAAUAUAUUAUUCCAGAAAUGCAACAGGAGCCGACUGCAGUUUGCUAAAUACAUUAGUAUUUCCCAAGUACAUGGGCAUUACUUUAUCUACAAAGUAACUUAGCAAUAAUAGCUAGCUAGUUUAACUUUACUUGUUAGUGUGGUUUGGCUAGUUUGACGGCUCUCAAAUGAUUACGCUAACGCGUUCAAUGUUGGCUACUUACGUUACUACAGCAAACACCUUGGUACAGUAAGCUUGCUAGUUUUUCGAAUUGGCUGGUUGGCAGUACUGUUCAAUGUCAAACUGGAGGAGAACCUAUCCAUCUUAUUUGAAGGCUUUUGGGAUACACCAAAACAUUUUUUUGUACGAACAACACAUUUGCCACAAUGUUCAAGCUUUGUCUUCAGAGAACUCUAAGACACACAGUCUCAUCAAGAGCAGUGCUGGAAAGUGUCACGGCCGGAAAGGUUUUGAAGGUGUCCCACGUGCAAAGCUGUUGGAUGGGAACGCUGGGACUCAACGAGCAGCGGGAGCACCUGAACUCUCCAAAAAGAGCAAAAGAAUUCAUCUACAGCCUUCACCCCAAAGAAAGAACAUGUUUACUCAAAGAACUGCAGAGCUUUGAGUCCAUAGCUAUAGCACAAGAGACGCAAGAGACUUCACCGCUUACUCCAGCUCAGAUCAGAUACGUGCUCCUACACAAUGCAAUCCCCUUCAUUGGUUUUGGCUUCCUGGACAAUGCCAUCAUGAUUGCUGCAGGAACUCAGAUUGAGUUGUCUAUAGGGGUCACCUUUGGACUAUCAACCAUGGCAGCUGCAGCUCUUGGGAAUUUGGUUUCAGACCUGGCUGGACUUGGUCUUGCAGGAUACGUGGAAGUCCUAGCUUCCAGGCUAGGGAUGCAGGUUCCUGACUUGACCCCCAAGCAGGCAGACAUGUGGCAGACCAGGGUUAGCUCCCACAUGGGAAAAGGCAUUGGAGUCACAAUCGGAUGCAUUCUCGGAAUGUUCCCCCUGCUAUUCCUAGGAGAUGAUGAUGAUGAGCACAAGAAAAAAGAAGCACAAACAAACACCCCAAACUCUUAACAGAAUGUAAACUAUCUUUUUGGUCUCGAGCCAAUUGCAACAAGCAUCAUCAGCAUGAUUUUAGUUGAUCUCUAUCUCUGAAAACCUUCUCUAUUUCAUUAUAUAUGCCAUUUACCAGAUGCUUUUAUCCAGUGACUUAGUCAUGGGUGCAUACAUUUUAUGUACGGAUGGUCCCGGUAAUCAAACCCACUAUUCUGGCAUUGCAAGCACCAUGCUCUACCAACUGAGGUACCAGAUAAUCUUCUGAAAAUGUAUUAUGAGCCAUUAGGCUUAUAAAGUAGUUGCAUUUGAUGGCAAGGUAUUUUCGCAGGAUGGAUUUCGUUGAUGAGUUGAACAUUUGUUUGAGAUUAAGUUAAACCAAUGUACACUACCGGUCAAAAGAUUUAGAACUCUGCAGCAGAGGUAACUCUGGGUCUUCCAUUCCUGUGGUGGUCCUCAUGAGAGCCAGUUUCAUGAUGGCUCUUGAUGGGUUUUUGCGACUGCACUUGAAGAAACAUUCAGUUCUUGACAUUUUCCAUAUUGACUGACCUUCAUGUCUUAAAGUAAUUAUGGACUGUCAUUUCUCUUUGCUUAUUUGAGCUGUUCUUGCCAUAAUAUGGACUUGGUCUUUUACCAAAUAGGGCUAUCUUCUGUAUACCCCCCUACCUUGUCACAACACAAGUGAUUGACUCAAACGCAUUAAGGAAAGAAAUUCCACAAAUAAACUUUUAAUAAGGCACACCUGUUAAUUUAAUUGCAUUCCAGGUGACAACCUCAUGAAGCUGGUUGAGAGAAUGCCAAGUGUGCAAAGCUGUCAUCAAGGAAAAGGGUGGCUACUUUGAAGAAUCUAAAAUCUAUAUUUUGAUUUGUUUAACACUUGUUUUGGUUACUACAUUAUUUCAUAGUGUUGAUGUCUUCACUAUUAUUCUACAAUGUAGAAAAUAGUAAAAAUAAAGAAAGCCCUUGAAUGACUAGGUGUUCUAAAACUUUUGACCGGUAGUGUAUGUGAUCAUCAUGAGUCAUUGCCAGUUACUCAUAGACUCAUCCCUGUUGGCCCACUGAUGGACUACACUGCAGUCAAUUGGUUUACAUUUAUCAUGGAGUUGUUGGAAGCUGAAAUGAAAACACAAAUCAUGGUGUCAGUCUUCAAGUUUCACAAUUUUGGCAAAAGAUAAAACCAAGGAACACGUAAACUGCUAUCUCAAUGGUAUUUUAUUUUUUGUUCUGAUUGAAACAGCAACAGGUUGAACUAGCUUGUACAUUCUAGAAUAUUUUCAAAGGAUACGUCUUGUUGAGGAAUUUCUGUACAAUAUAUGAUUUAUUGAUUUUGUUUGUCAACAAGAAAAAAGGGAUUACUUUAUCAUUUGAAAAUCAGAUCACAAAUGCUGUUUAUAGUACUACCAACCCAGUUUUUCAGAUGCAAAGUUACAAACAUACCUGUACUAUACACACACUACAUUGAGUAUGCAUAAUGCCUUGGGUUCCUAGGAUGUCAACAUCUUAAAUUGGCUAUCUAUUAUGCUAACUAUUGCUAACUAGCCUUCACAAUUAUUUUAGCAAAGCCUAUUUUCACAGUCAAUACCAUUGAAGUGCCUCAAGUUUAUUUAUAUUCGUUUUUUGACCUUUUUUAAAAACAAGCACAGAUUUUAUUUUGUGAAAAAGUAUUUAACUUCAUGUUUGAAAGUGUAAUUUUUAGUCUGUACGUGUUUGUUAAUCUGCUUUAUUUUGGAGAAAAUAAGGAAACAGUUUCUGAAGUAAGCUGAACAAUUUAAGCGUAAAACUGCACUCACUACAGUAUGUGUUCUAAAACAACUUGGAUUUAUGUGCACAGAAGACGAGCAAUACAAUGUUUCUUAAAAUGCAAUUACUGCACCUAUUAUUUGUUGCCAAUAUUAUAGACUUUUUGUAGGAUAGCUACAGAUUUGUUUAUCUGAGACAACCAUUUACUUAUGGUGGCCUAAAAUCAGAUUUUUUUUAAAUAAUGUAAUCAAACUAGUCAUAUUUGUGUGAAAUUAUAUUCUUUGUUUUCUCUCUAUUUGAAUAUCGGUAAUAUUUGUUUUCUGUUUGCCUUUUUCUGAUUUCAGUAAAUGCAGUACUUAAACUGGAAUGCCCCUCACCACACUGCUGUAUUUCCUCAUGAAUUGUAAUGAAUGUUCAUAAUGACCCUUAUUAUUUAAACUAUUACUGCUAAAUGCAGUUUUGUUGUCAGCAAUAUACUUGGAUGUAAAAACACUGUUGCAGCACAACCAGACUAAUAAAGUGUGCACCAAGGUGUAAUAAAUGGGUUGAUAGUUUUGUUUGAAAGUAAUAAAUGUUCUCUCUACAUCCUUCUCUUUAGCACUAGUUCCUCACCUCUGCCCUCUGGUGGCUGAAACAUAUUUUUAUCUGCCUCAACUCAUUCUCCUUACUGCUCUUCUUCCUGGCGUUCUCUGGUCUUGCUUGUUGCACCGAUUUACCCUCCUGUGGAAUCUUUGUUUUUGCCUGUUUUCCAUCAAUUAUCUGAACAGUCCUUGCUAUCCAACUCUUCGCUCUCCCUUAUUGGUUAUUGCUCCACCAUGAUAUCUCAGUAGACCUCUCUCUCCUCCUUGUAUCAUGUUUUUUCUUUGUCCCCAUUAAUGAACAUGCAAGAAAGUCUCAUGCUAAGAACUACCAGUAGUUUCAUUUAAACAAAUAUGGACUUAUCAUCCAAUACUCUUCCCCACUACCAUGUGCAUAAAAUGCAUCUCUGCUGCCAUGUUUGCAUUUUAAAAUGUAUACUUAUACCAAUGACAACCAUUGAAGAGAAAAUGUGUAAAAAGACUGAUUGCUCUUGUAUUUUGCAACAAUGAUUUAAUAAAACAUGCAAACAAUG